Scutellospora calospora is the source of this 1077-nucleotide messenger RNA. NCBI's taxonomy places the organism in Eukaryota, Fungi, Glomeromycota, Glomeromycetes, Diversisporales, Gigasporaceae. The record is from the annotation of a GenBank genome assembly.
AUGUCAGCACAAUCUCUAUCUCAAACAACUUCAAGACGUCUUCCGACGACUUACCAUUCAGUUCACCCUGGUUUUCAUGCAAGAAAACAACAAAUUCUAACUUCCUUAACAGAUUCAACAAUUGCUCGAACUGAUAAUAAUAUUAAUAAAUAUUCAUCUAAAGUGUCUUCACCAUUGAUUGAUGAGACAAUUUUUCCGAUACUUGAAUUAAUUAACAAACAUGAUGAUUAUAUUGUAACAAGUAGUUGCUCUGGUAAAAUUUCAAUUAUUUCUACCUGUGCUAAUAGUAAUAAAUGUAAAAAUUCUAAGAAACCUAUCUCGAGUAAAUUGGAAUCUUUAAUGACAACUGGUAAUAUUAAUCAAGAUGAAAUUGAAAAUGGAGUUGUUUAUAGACAUCAAGAUUAUUUAGUUGAAUUACCUAAAGAAAAAGGUUUAAUUAAUAAUUUCUUGUUGAAAAUGAUUUUUGGUGAAGAAUUUGAGAAUGUAAUAUCGUCAAAUAACGAAAGUUAUAAUUUAUUACAAAAUAAUGAUUAUAAUUUGAUUUAUUUCAAAUUCGAACCAAUGAUUUUGCAUGCUGAAGCACGUACUUUAGAUGCUGCAAAAAACCUUGUUAAUUUGGCUGUUGAGGUCGGUUACCAUAAUUCGGGUAUGCUAACCACCUCAAAAAGGCACAUGGUAGCAAUUCGUAAUUCUAUGAAACUUGAAACUCCAAUCGCGUAUUUAAAUUUAUCAACUCAAAAAAUACACCUUUUGGUGGAUUUAUCUUAUUUGCAUUUACUUAUUAAUCUAAGUAAUCAACAUUUUGAGGAGACACUAAGGAAAAUUAAUGAUUUAUUGAGUACGCUUGAUAAUAAUCUUUUUGGAAGCAUGGGAAGUGGUGAUGAUGGGAUUAAAAGAUUAAAGGAUGGUGGAAAAACAUGGGAACAUAAAGAAGAAAGGAGAGAACGAAAAAGAAGGGAUGGAUUGGCCAGGCAGAUUGGAUUGAGAAAAAGUGGUACUUUAAGUGAUGGUAACGAUGGUGAUGUGUCAACUGUUGAUGACGAAAAUCAAGGUUUAGAUAAUUUGGAUAACGUAUGA